Messenger RNA from Ruditapes philippinarum (Manila clam), 5470 nucleotides. Its product is annotated as serine/arginine repetitive matrix protein 2-like. The transcript is spliced from 8 exons. Bases 33 to 3845 code for a protein of 1270 amino acids. The record is from RefSeq and is a predicted model, not a curated record. NCBI's taxonomy places the organism in Eukaryota, Metazoa, Mollusca, Bivalvia, Venerida, Veneridae.
UUAGAUCAUCUUCUCUUGGCAACAAUUCUUCAAUGAAUAAGUCAACUUCAAGGACUUCAUUAAAGGAGAUUGGAAAUAAAGAUGACUUAAUGGCGAAAUACUUAUCCAAGGCUGAUGAAUUUACAGCGCCACCUGGUGGUAGGGUAUUCAACAGUUAUAGCCAUGAGUCUGAUAUGAGUUUAAUAGCAGAGCAAUCUAUGAUAGAUGAGGAAUUCUACAAUGCUCAUCCUCUUGUGUCAGUGGAUGAAACAAUUGCAGAGAUUAGUCCCAUUGAAGCAGCCCCUGCUCAGCCUUUGUCUAAACUUCCCCAGAGAGUUCUCAUGUAUUCAGAGCCUAAACCAGUCUCUAUAAAUACUACUCCUGCUCAGGAAAUCAGUUCAGACACCUCCAAAUCUGAAACAAUUCAGAAGGAACUAAAAGGUAAAGAGGCACCAGUGAAAGAAAAGGAUUAUUCUGAUAAAGAGAAGGAAAAAUCCAGAUCAAAAAGUAAUAGGCAAAAUGAUGAAAAGUCAAUAAAAGAGAAAGAGAGUGGUAAAAUAAAAGACAAAAAGGGUUCAAAAAUGAAAGAGAAAGGGAAUGAAUCUGAAGCAUCACUUGUAACUGAUGGUAAAGUAAAAAGAAUGGAAAAUGAUAAAACACUUGAUGGAAAAGACAAUAACAUUGAUGGUGAUAUAAGUGCAUUUGGAUUUGGUGGAAACUUUGCGGCAGAUUUGGUAUCUGGGUCACCAAUUACUGCUGAGAAAAGGAGAGAAACGUUUGUUUUACAGAAACAGUCUUCUGAUCCAAAAGUUAAAACAAAAGAAAAGGAAAACAAGAGGAAAGAAACAUUUGUAAAGCCUCAAGCUUUUCCUGAAACAGGUACAAAGGGAAAGAAAAAUGUAGUUAAAACUAAUUCUGUUAAAAAUAGUAUGAAAGACAAUAAGAGUGUAAAACCAAAAUUUGAUACAACCUCAUCAAAGAUGAAACGUAGAGAAACCUAUGCUACAGAAAAUCCAUUUGUUCCAAAGAGUGCAAAUAUCCAGAGAAGUCCACAGAAGCCUUUGAAUGAAGAGGGAAUGGGUUAUGACACUGUAGAAAACCCUUUCAAGCCAACAAAAACUCUCCUUCGAAGUCCUGUUCACAUCAAUGUAGAAAGUGCUAGCCCUGAAAAGAAGGUUGACAGUUUAGCUUUUCUGGCAAGAUUUAGAGAAAGCCUUGAAAAAAGACCAGCAGAAAGUUCGCCUCUCCCGGAACCUAUAUUUUCUGAUGAACCUACAACUUAUUUCAAUUCAGAGAUGGAAUUCACCUCUGUAAUUGACAGCACUAAGCUGCUUCAAACUUUAAGAGGGUCAGAGAAAAAUAGCCCAAUAAAUCCAAUGGAGUCUAUAACAGACUCAGAUGACCACACUGAUUCAGCGAAUAGUAAAAGUGCUACAAGUUCAGCAACUGAAAAAGACACAAAGUCACAGCAUGAGUCAGUUGAAACUGCAGCAGUUGAAGUAAGAACAAAGAAACCAGGAGUGUUUACAUUUAGUGUUGGUCGCAAAGAAGCAGAUGGAUCUAGGAAACCUGUCCCAGAAAAGAUCAGCAAAGCCAGGUCUAAGAAAAAGAAAGCAGUAACACCAGAAAAGGAGGAGAGGAAGACUGGAUCUGAUAGAGAUAUGUUUAACUUUGGAGACAGAACCCCUACCAUGCCUCUAGAUAAACUCGCUGCUAAAACAAAAAAUGUUUAUGAUCUGUCAAUGAAUGAAAGUGUUGCAGCUGCUCCGGUGAGCUUUAACAGUUUCAAAGAUAAGAAGAAUGUGCCAGAACCUUUAUCAGAUGGACAGGUUUAUUAUGCUCCUCUCAAAGGCUGUAGUCCGGAUGAGAAUCCAUCAUCUAAACGAGCUAAGUCUCAAUCCAGAUCCCGUUCAAAAUCCCGUAAAAAUGAGGAUGAUGAUGAUGAUUGGGUACCAGGAGGGAAAUCUCGUGGACGGUCAAAAUCUCGCAGUAGGAAGACUGAUGAUGAGCAAACAACUGUGAGGCGUGGUCGUUCACAAUCUCGUAAAAGAGCUGCAGACAAGGCUGAAAAUGAUGAAAUCGAAGAAGUGAAAUCCAGAGGUAGAUCAAAAUCAAGAAGCCGUAAAAAUGAAAAAGAGGAAAUAACCGAAAAGACAAACAGGUCAAAGUCAACUUCAAAACCAGAAGAUAGCAAUGAGGAUUUUGAGGAAGAAGAAAAACAGUCAUUAAGUAAGCGUUGUCGGUCUAGAUCCAGAGGAAGAGUUUUGAAGGAUGAAACAAAAGGGGAAAAUCAUGAUAAAGAAGAAAUUGUUGAAAUCGAAAAUGAACAAGCAGAAAUUGUAACCAAGAGUAGAGAAAAGAUAGAAAACAGAAGUGGUAGAUCUAAAUCAAAACAGCCUGAGUCUGAAAAUGGAGAAGAAUUGCAUCUUAAAGAAGUUAGAAGGGGCAGAUCACGUUCAAGAGCCAGACAUAAAAUUGAGGAUAGUGGGUUAGAUGCUAAUAGAUCUAAAAGUGAAAAUGCUGAACAUACAGAUUUAGAAUUAUGUAAUUCCAGUGCUGGUCCUCGUAGAUCUGGAAGGUCCAAGUCACAGAUUAGGAAACCAAUUAAUGAUGAUGAUUCUGAUGUUGAUGAAAGUCCUGUCCUACAGAGAAAAUCCCGGUCAAGAUCUAUGAGAAGUAGAAAAACAUUUGAAAUAAAAAAUGAUGAAUUGGACAAUGAACUGGAAGGAAAAGGUGAAAAACUGGCUGGCUUGGAAAAAAGUGAAGAUGCUAGUAUUAUUGUUGUUUUAGAUUCAGAUAAAAGUGAUGAAAGUAGUAAUAAAGAAAAUAGUGAACAUUUUAGGAAAGCUUCAUGUGAUGAACUAGAGGCUAAGAUUGUGGAAACUGAAUCAGACUCUGAGAAAGUAGAAAAAAUUGAACAUCGUAGGUCUCGCAGACAUGUCAAGUCUAUAUGUCAUGAUAAUGAUGAUGAUGAUGAUGACAAUAGCCCUAAGAAAAACAGUGAAAGUAAAUCUAAAAAUAAAAAAUCAGAGAAUAAGAGAAUUAAAGAAGAUAAUAUAGAGGAGAAAAUUGGAAGACAUCUUGAUUUCAUCAACAAGAGAAGAGGCAAGGCUUUAAAAAUCACAGAUGAUGAGGAUUGUGAAAAUAAGGAAGUUGGCACUGGGGAUAAAAUAGAAAAGUCGAUCUCAAACUGUUUAAAUGAUGUUGAAAUCAUUCCUGAAUCUCCUCUUGUAAUUAAAAAACCUGAAGAAAAAAAAUCAACAAAAUCUACAAAGAAGUCUACAAAGAAAAGGAAAGCUGCCGAGCCAGAAAAGACUGGAAAAUCAAGGAUGAACAUAGCAGAUAAGUUAGACAAUGAAGAAAUUGAGAAGUCAAGUGUAACACCAGCAGCAUUACCAGAAACAGUGAAAAAGAGUUCCAAAACGUCGGGGAGGAGUACAAAGAAAGCUAAAGUUGAACGUUUACCAGAACAAACACCUGUUCUUAAAGAAGACAAAUCAAAAAGCCAGCCCAGCGCAAUAGCACUGUUAAAAAAACGUCUGACUAUGGUUGGGAACAAGCACCUUGUCAAAGAAGAUUCAAACACUGAGGUCAGAAAGAGGUCACAAGCUGAGUUAGAUGGACAUAAUGACGGAUGUGAGUCACCAGAGAAACGUAGCAGACGUAACAAGAACCCAGUCAGUUACGUCACAAAACCUCUAAAUGUGAAAUUAAGACAAGGUGAUGACAUGUUUCAAGAUACAGGGACAGCAAUGUCUAAAGUGAAAGCUGAGCAGAGUCGACUCCUGAUUGCGAAGAAAACGUCCGUUCCCAAAGUUAGUGUUGAUGACAAGGAAAAUGUCAUGCAGACUUGGGCAGCUACGUGACUGUAGUAACUGUUGUAAUAUACUGAAGUUGUAUAGGAACAUUUACUUUGCAUAGAUUCUGUGAAUAGACACGUGGGAAAGUGUACUGUAAAACAGUGAAAAUUUAUGUACAUACAAAUGUUAUAUAAAUAAACAAGACUACACAUGUUUUAUAGUCUUGUGAAAGAAGUUUAAACCUCUGUAUGAAGUAUGAAACCUCUUUGAUUAUUUAUAGUUGAGCAUUGAUCAUAUACAGUCAAUAGAGAAACAAUGAAAAUUACCAACAAAAAAAAUGGCUAACGUCCUGACCUUUUUAAACAGUGCAUUUAUAUGUAAGAACUUUUUUUUUUCAUUUCCUUACAAAGAAAUUUGUUAUUGAUGUAGAAUCAUAGCUGGUAGUGAAUAAGUGCAUGGUAUGAAAUUAUACCCAUUGUUGUUGUAUUAAUUAUAAAUAAUUUUGACAAGUUAUUUGAGCCAGUAAGAAUGAUUUGUGAGAUUAUACGAGCUGCUAGACAAGGGUUACAUUUCAUACAACCGUUUAUACAUGAUCAUAUCACAUGGCCCCCAAAAAAAAUAUAUGGCACAAUUUUUUUUAUUUUAAUGAAAGUUACUCCAUAAAUUCACAGCAUACAUGUAUGUAUAAGAUUUUAUUAACCCAAGCUCAAGAAAUUAUUUUAAGCAGGUCUCUGGCAAGCUUGUUUGAUAUUUUCUUGGACAAAUUUAAUAACAUUUUAUGUUAUAUCAUAUAAUAUGACUUGUGUUAGACUCUAUCAUCACAUAACUUAACACAUUGUAAUGAAUGAAAAUAAAUUUGUUUUGAGCUUUUUAUGCCUGUGUCAUACAAAGAAAUACAUAAUGGUUAUAUAACAUGUAAAAAAGCUGUUUUAUGUGAUACAUAGAUUAUAUAAAAGUCACGAUUAUACAAUGAUAAUUUAUGUUACAAUUGUGCAGUAUUAGAAGAUAAUGAUUUUUAAUUUUACAGUCACUUUUGUUUUUAUUCUGACAACGAAGAUGACAAAUCAGUAAAUUGUAUGAGAAUAUACUAGUUAUAUAGUUCAAGGAAGUUAUAGUACAAAUUUAUAACAGAUUUGUAAAAUUAUUUUUAUUUUUUUAAUUUGUGUGGUGAUUAGCAUUAUAGUAGGGGUGUUUUAUUUGUUUUUAAGUACAAAUUGUUCAUAGUAAGGUUACUAAGUGGUUGUAGAAUUGAGUCCUAUGAGGGUGACAGCCAUGUUUCUUCAAAUGUACUUGUUAGUUCUUGUAACCAGUCUUGAGUAUGGUCCAGAUAACCUGUUAGCUUUAGUCUCAGUUUAACUUAUAUAAAUAUGUUUAAACAAAAACUGAUCAUACAUGUAUGAAAGCCACAUGAUAGUUUUCAAAUAGAAAUGUUGUAUAUACAGGUGUAUAUGAUCACAUUGCUUUAUUGAAUCAAAAGGUCAGAAAAAAUAAGUAUAUGUAUUAUAUGAAUUCCUUUUUCUGUAUAGAUUUUAACAAAUUAUACAUUAUAAUUGUAAUGUUUUAUCUGUUAAGGUUUGUAAAACAUGACUGUAGAUACUGCAGUAGAAGAAAAACUAUUGUGUACAUGAUUAGAUGCUUGUAGUGUAUUUAUUUGUAUGAAAAUAUGUCUAUAGAAUAAAUCAUUUAGUUUA